Molecule: messenger RNA, 1227 nt
Organism: Mesorhabditis belari
Lineage: Eukaryota; Metazoa; Nematoda; Chromadorea; Rhabditida; Rhabditidae
Source: the annotation of a GenBank genome assembly
AUGGAAUUUUUCGUCUUCGGAUUAGAUAAUAGCGUGGGCGAGUCGACCUUUGUUUGGCCCGACUUGACCUGUCUUUCUGAUGUUCAUUGUGCUGUGUUCUAUGGCUCGGAUCCUGGAUUGCUGUCAUCAAAGACUCGUGCUCUCAGCUUCGAUGAGCAUCUAUUUCGAAGUCUAAUCUUCGAGUGCGGUAUUCCCUUUGUUUUCAGAUACUUCCCGUCGCGAUCUUCUGUAACGACACUCUACGCAACCGAGUGUUCCUAUGUUGUGGACUUUAGUUCAUGCACCGACUCGCCGGAAACGUCUUUCAACUACUUGGACAUGGUUUCCUUUCUGACUUCGUACAAUUAUCCGUGGAUAUUCGAUGAUCCAACGAAAUUCGAUCAUUGCCAGACAUUUCAGCCAACAUUCUCCAUUUUCACGUCAAAAACCGAAAGACUCGUCUCGUUUGAGUUAAUCCAAAUUGAAAAUGGAUUCCUCCAAGUGUUUGCUGGACAUGAUCCAAAUCUGAAUGAUCCGCCAAACUGUGCAUUGGCAGUGACAUUUUGCCCAUUAGACCACCCGCAAAAUGCUCGAUUCGGAUUCGUGGCCAAACUGGGAAUGGCUCCAGUGGAACCACCGGAGAAUGUCACAUGUUUGAGAACAAUCACCCUGACGAAAGAUGAGCCACAGGCUGUUUUUGGUGGAGGAAGCGUACUCGAAGCAGAAAGUUUAUUUGGUAAAGUAUGCAAUGUGAGCAAAUCGCCCCUUCCGAUUAACGGUCGAUAUCCUGAGAUCGGUCAAUGGAAUGCAAGGUUUUAUACCGACAAUUCAUCCUCUAUAUUAACAACCCAAUUCAUCGCCGAUGGCUUCAUUUAUUUGAAUGAUGCGUCGGAUCUUGUGAUACUUUUUAUUGAUGGGUAUACUAAUAUGAAAUAUCGGGUCGAGAAAUCGAAUCGACCCACCUGGAUCAUAGCCGCGUUCAAUAUUUUUGAAUUUCGGAAAUUGAGGAAAAUUCGAGAGGAUCGAACCUCAAAUCCAUGUGAAUAUAAAAUCUACGCGGGUCCACCCAGUGGAACAGAGAAUCAUCCGCAACGAUUGCUCAAUACUUACAGUGAUAAUGACCCCUUUCUGGAGCAAUACCUCCUCUCCGAUCUCUACAGUAUCCUCGUUCCACCCGGAUGCGCACCCAGUUUGGCCGUCGAUUUUAAAUUCUGUAAGAACAAUUGGAGGCAUAUUUUCUUACACAAA